AUCAUCACUCAUCAUCAGGGAAAUGCAAAUCAAAACUACUUGUCAGAAUGGCUAAAAUUAACAACACAAACAGCAAGUGUUGGUUAGCUAUACUGGAAUUAAAAUAAAAACUCAAUAAAUAAUGUCAUGAAAUUGAACAUUCACACCCCCCCGAUGUAUGAAUAUUGGCUAUUAUUUGUGACAAAUAUGCCUUACUCAUGUAAGCCAUUAAUAAUACAGGAAACUGGGUAUGGGGUAUAUGGGAAUUCUGUACUGUCUUCCCAACUUUUCUGAAAAUCUAAAGCUAUUCUAAAAUUUAAAACUUAUUUUUAAAAAAUCAGCUAAAUGCAUUUGUUCUGAAUGAUAUAUUUUUUUAAGAUUUUAUUUAUGAGAGAGAGAGUGUGUUGGGGUGGGGGUUGAGGGGCAGAGAGAGAGGGAGAGAGAGUCUCAAGCCAACUCUGACUCCACACUGAACCUGGAGCCCCACUGGGGUUCAGUCUCAUGACCCUGAGAUCAUGACCUGAGUGGAAACCAAGAGUCGGACCCUCAACCGACUGCUCCACCCAGGUCCCCGUUCUGAACACUUUUAAUUAAAACUAAUUGCUACUUUCCUUAAAAACUGAGUUGAGAGUUUCUGAGUUGAGUGACCUUUACCAGGGUCACAGAAUCAGCUCCUAUUCUUCUAAUUCUUCCAUUGGCUCUCUGUGAGGCGGAAUUGAGCCGGUGGUUUGCUUAGGCAGGAAGGACUACCACUCCCAGAGUACCCCUGUGCGGUUGUUAGGAGCAACCAAAGAAUGCAGACUAACAGCCCUCUUGGAGUCGGGAGUAUACAACCACUGAGUGCCUUGCCAGCCAGCCAUGGGCCAGGAUUAUUACGCCGUGCUCCAGAUCACUCGCAAUGCAGAGGAUGCCCAGAUCAAGAAGGCGUACCGGAAACUGGCCCUUAAGAACCAUCCGCUCAAGUCCGGUGAGCCAUCCGCUGCAGAGACAUUCAGGCAAAUAGCAGAGGCCUAUGAUGUGCUGAGCGACCCUGUGAAGAGAGGCAUCUAUGACAAGUUUGGAGAGGAAGGCCUGAAGGGCGGGAUUCCUCUGGAGUAUGGAUCCCAAACCCCAUGGACAACUGGUUACGUCUUCCACGGCAGCCCUGAAAAGGUUUUUCAUGAGUUCUUCGGAGGAGAUAACCCCUUUGGUGAGUUUUUUGAUGAAGAAGGCAGAGAGGUAGAUUUGAACUUUGGAGGGCUCCGGGGCCGAGGGGUCAAGAAACAGGACCCCCCAAUCGAAAGAGACCUCUACCUAUCCCUGGAGGACUUAUUCUUCGGCUGCACCAAGAAAAUUAAGAUCUCCCGAAGGGUGCUGAAUGAGGAUGGGUACUCCUCCACCAUCAAGGACAAGAUUCUCACAAUUGAUGUGAAACCUGGUUGGAGGCAGGGCACACGGAUCACCUUUGAGAAGGAAGGGGACCAGGGCCCCAACAUUAUCCCAGCCGACAUCAUCUUCAUCGUAAAGGAGAAGCUACACCCUCGCUUCCGCAGGGAGAACGACAACCUCUUUUUUGUGAACCCCAUUCCCUUGGGCAAGGCUCUGACCUGCUGUACCGUGGAGGUGACGACUCUGGAUGAUCGUCUGCUCAACAUACCCAUCAAUGACAUUGUCCAUCCCAAGUAUUUCAAGAAGGUGCCAGGUGAGGGGAUGCCACUGCCUGAGGACCCCACUAAGAAGGGAGAUCUCUUCAUCUUCUUCGAUAUCCAGUUCCCCACCCGCCUCACCCCCCAAAAGAAGCAGAUGCUGCGCCAGGCGCUGCUGACAUGACUGGUGGGCUGCGGGCUGGAGCGGGGAGAAGACUAGCAGGGCCUCAUCCCAUUCCUGCCUCGGGAUGUGCAGGGGAGCCAGCCCACUGCCCAGAUGUGAUGUGAGGGUGGGAUGGCACGGGACUUAGAAACCAACACAAUAAAGAUUUAUUUCCUAUCCUCCAGUUGCACCCAGGACACUGUGUUGGAGGGAGAGGUGCUUCAUGUAUCUCUUCUCGUGGAGCAGAGGGAAGGGCAGGGCCCAGGAAGCCUAAUACCUGGGUCCUUGUCCAGGUUUUUUUUUAAAUUUAAAUUCAUUAAUUAACAUAUAAUGUAUUACUGUUUUCAGAGGUACAGGUCUGUGAUUCAUCAGUCUUAUAUAACACCCAGUGCUCAUUACAUCAUAUGCCU
Molecule: messenger RNA, 2177 nt
Organism: Ailuropoda melanoleuca (giant panda)
Lineage: Eukaryota; Metazoa; Chordata; Mammalia; Carnivora; Ursidae
Gene: DNAJB13
Product: DnaJ heat shock protein family (Hsp40) member B13
Exons: 8
Coding region: 838-1788 (316 amino acids)
Cellular component (GO): cytosol
Molecular function (GO): protein-folding chaperone binding
Source: RefSeq, a predicted model, not a curated record